UUCACAGCGCCCGCCACCCUCAGGGACGCCGCUGCCGCUCAGCCACGCUGAGGGACUUCGCGCCGCCCACAAGCAGCCGUUAAUCACCAAAGGCUGCAGCUCGAGUCUCGCGAUAAUCUCGCCGAUCGCGCGAAGCACGCGCCACAAUCUCGCGGGAGGUUGGCGCGGGCCAGCGGCGCGGGGCCGAAGCGGGGCGGGCCGGGCCGUGAGGUACCGCAGCAAGAUGCCGAGCGCCGCAGGUCGUGGCCAGGGCAAGGACCGCCGCCCGGACAACGAAGAGCAGCCGGCGGCCGACGAUUAUGCGAAAGAAAGAUAUGGAGUGUCAUCAAUGAUACAAUCCCAAGAGAAACCAGAUCGUGUUUUAGUUCGAAUAAAAGACCUGUCAGAGGAGAAGGCUGAUGAGGUGGUUUGGGUUCGUGGCAGAGUUCAUACAAGCAGAGCUAAAGGGAAGCAGUGUUUCUUAGUCCUGCGUCAGCAGCAGUUUAAUAUCCAGGCUCUUGUGGCUGUGGGACAGCAUGCAAGCAAGCAGAUGGUAAAGUUUGCUGCCAACAUCAACAAAGAGAGCAUUGUGGAUGUAGAAGGCGUUGUGAGGAAAGCACAUCAGAAAAUCGGAGGUUGUACUCAGCAAGAUGUUGAGCUGCAUGUUCAAAGGAUCUAUGUGAUCAGUUUAGCUGAACCCCGACUCCCUUUACAGCUGGAUGAUGCUGUUCGGCCAGAAGUGGAAGGCGAGGAGGAUGGAAGAGCUACUGUAAACCAAGAUACAAGACUGGACAACAGAGUGAUUGAUCUGAGGACUUCCACCAGUCAAGCAGUCUUCUGUCUUCAGUCUGGUAUUUGUCAGCUUUUUAGAGAAACUCUCAUUCGCAAGGGAUUUGUGGAAAUUCAGACCCCCAAAAUCAUUUCAGCUGCCAGCGAAGGAGGAGCCAAUGUGUUUACUGUAUCAUACUUCAAAAGCAGCGCCUACCUGGCUCAAUCCCCACAGCUGUACAAGCAGAUGUGUAUAUGUGCUGACUUUGAGAAAGUUUUUUGUGUUGGACCAGUUUUUAGAGCUGAGGACUCCAAUACACAUAGACACCUGACUGAGUUUGUUGGUCUGGAUAUUGAAAUGGCUUUUAACUACCACUAUCAUGAAGUGGUAGAUGAGAUUGCAGACACCUUGGUGCAGAUAUUCAAGGGACUUCAGGAGAGAUUCCAAACUGAAAUUCAGACGGUGAACAAACAGUUCCCAUGUGAGCCAUUUAAGUUUUUGGAGCCAACUCUGAGGCUGGAAUACUGCGAAGCUGUGGCCAUGCUUAGGGAGGCAGGCGUUGAGAUGGGGGAUGAAGAAGAUCUGAGCACACCUAAUGAAAAGCUCCUGGGACGUCUGGUAAAGGAAAAGUAUGACACAGACUUCUAUAUUCUAGACAAAUACCCUCUUGCUGUGAGGCCUUUUUAUACAAUGCCAGACCCUGUAAAUCCUAAAAACUCAAACUCCUAUGAUAUGUUCAUGAGAGGGGAAGAGAUUUUGUCUGGAGCUCAGAGAAUUCAUGAUCCUCAGCUGCUGACAGAAAGAGCCAAGCAUCAUGGCAUUGAUUUGGAGAAAAUAAAGGCUUAUAUCGAUUCCUUUCGAUUUGGUGCACCUCCACAUGCUGGUGGUGGAAUAGGGCUGGAAAGAGUAACUAUGCUAUACCUAGGGCUGCAUAAUGUUCGCCAGACCUCCAUGUUCCCACGGGAUCCCAAACGACUGACACCCUAACAUGACCUGUUCAUGAAAGCGUGAGGUGAUUUGCCCUCAAGUGGGAUAGGAUUGUGAGCAUAUCUGUUGCUGGUGAUGAGCGUGUAUUGAUCUAAGCAUUGUAAUAUGCAAUAAAAGAAGAUGAUCUGAUUACUGAAGUGCCACAAACAUUUUUUUUUAUCCUGUAGGUAUUUAUUUAAGAGCUAUUAUUUUAACAGAGCAAGACUCUUUGUACUGGCAGCUGCACAUUUUUAACAAAUUCGAAUUAGUAUUCUAAUGUCAUUAAAUUGUAUCGUAUUUCUAAGCAUUUAAAUAAAUUGUGCAAUAAAUAUUGUGCACUUUUAACUUAUGUCAGCAAGAUUGAAUAUUCUGGACUACAGAAUUGGCUCAAAGCUGAAAUAACAGGAUGCUCGCAAUUCAAAAAGCAGGAGAGAAACCAACCCAGUUGUUAAUUUACUUGCGUGAAACUGUAGCAGGUGAGAAGGAGAAUAUUCUUAAUUAAAAGUCGUAAUGGAUUCCAAUAAAAUUCUCUAAGCAAACUA
Tympanuchus pallidicinctus (lesser prairie-chicken) is the source of this 2256-nucleotide messenger RNA. It is a transcript of the gene DARS1, whose product is annotated as aspartyl-tRNA synthetase 1. The coding region runs from base 224 to 1735 and encodes 503 amino acids. The transcript is spliced from 16 exons. Gene Ontology annotation, biological process: aspartyl-tRNA aminoacylation. Gene Ontology annotation, molecular function: RNA binding; aspartate-tRNA ligase activity; ATP binding. Gene Ontology annotation, cellular component: cytosol; aminoacyl-tRNA synthetase multienzyme complex; cytoplasm. NCBI's taxonomy places the organism in Eukaryota, Metazoa, Chordata, Aves, Galliformes, Phasianidae. The record is from RefSeq and is a predicted model, not a curated record.